GUGGAGCUGCGGGGUCGCGCACGGCUCCGUCUCCGUCUCGCUGAUCUCCCAACAUCUGACACAAGUGGGAUCUCUCUGCGUUCGCCCUCUGACAGGAUCGGUAAUAGCGGUUGAUAAAUCGCUCCAAACUUUUCUCUCUCUCUCCCUCUCUUUUGCUCUCUCUUUUUUUUCUGGGGCGCUGUGUGAGUGUGCGCAUGUGCAAAGGUGUCCAAACUGACAAUGCUGGAGAGAUAGCGCGCCUGGAUUGAGAAUCAAGACAGAAGAAGAAGUAAAAGAAAGCAAAAAAAAAAACCAGUAAAUUAAAAAGAAGGAAAGAGCAAAGAGGACAGAGAGCAAGAACCCGACGCGGUGAAGCCGUGCAGGCAGCAUGAGGUCCAAAAGCAGAGCGAGGAAGCUGACCACGGGUGAUGAAGGUGACUUCCCACUUUUCCCCUCUAACGUCCUGGAGGAAGCUGAGAGAGUGUCCGACGGAGACCCAUUCCCAUUAAUCACCUCUAACAACAGUGUCCACUCAUCGAGUGUAUUAUGUGAAAGAAGCUCUCCAGUGGACUCUUCUUGCUUCAAGACCUCCUUCCACACACCCGUGUACCUGGAUGAUGAGGAGGAUGCGCUGUCUCCGCCAUCAGACUUUGAGCUGCGUGAGUCCGGCAUCUCAGCUGGCGGCCUGGGCGUCUGGAGCAAGAGGAGGCUCGAGGUCGGAGAGGAAUUCGGACCUUUUGAGGGAAGUCUUCGCCAACAGGGCUGGGAGAAGCCUGGACUCGAUGGCCGUGUGUGUGAAAGCACAAGCUGGCUAAGACACGUCCAGAUAUCGCCGUCUCCCCACCACUACAACCUCACAGCUUUCCCGAUACAUGACCAGAUAUUCUACCGUGUGGUGCGCAAAGUUUCUCCGGGUGAAGAACUUGUACUGUUCAUGAAGGCUGAAGAGUUUUCAUGUGAAGCCAUGGCUCCAGAUAUACAUGAGGAGCGUCAGUUCCGCUGCGAGGACUGCGAGCAGCUUUUCCCAUCAGGCUCAGAGCUGCUGGAGCAUCAGAACCACUCGUGUUCCAACCGGCCCUCGUCCGGCUUCACGCUGCCCGCGCAGGCCAUCCCGAGUGCCACCGACGAGUGUAAAGAAUGCGAGAGAGUCUUUCCGGACAGCCAGAGUCUGGAGGCGCACUCUCUGUCCCACUCAGAAGAGAGGGAGUACAAAUGUGACCAAUGCCCGAAGGCCUUCAACUGGAAGUCCAACCUGAUUCGCCACCAGAUGUCACAUGACAGCGGCAAGCACUACGAAUGUGAAAACUGCUCCAAGCAGGUGUUUACAGACCCAAGCAACUUGCAGAGGCACAUCCGCUCGCAGCACGUUGGUGCACGGGCACACGCCUGCCCCGACUGCGGCAAAACCUUCGCCACGUCGUCCGGUCUCAAGCAGCACAAACACAUCCACUCAUCCGUCAAGCCCUUCAUGUGUAAGUCUCUCACCCCCUUCAUAUGUGAGGUGUGCCACAAGUCCUACACCCAGUUCUCGAACCUGUGCAGGCACAAGCGCAUGCAUGCAGACUGUCGGACACAGAUCAAGUGCAAAGAUUGUGGCCAGAUGUUUAGCACCACUUCCUCUCUUAACAAACACCGUCGCUUCUGCGAAGGCAAAAACCAUUUUGCUGCUGCCGCAGGAGGGCUCUUUGGCCCUGGUAUGGCUCUUCCUGGCACCCCUGGAAUUGACAAGGCAGCUCUAGGAUUGGGGCCAGGCUCUGCUGGUUUGGCAGAUUAUUUUGGUCCAAACCGUCACCAUGGUGGACUAACAUUUCCAGCAGCCCCGGCAGCUUUCCCCUUCAGUUUUCCAGGACUCUUCCCAUCUGGACUCUACCACCGGCCACCCCUCAUUCCUGCCACAACUCCCUUAAAAAGCCCACCAGCCCUGGAAUUUCAGAAGAGUCCACCAUUAUCCUCACCUGUGCCUGGAAUUCAAGAGACCCAGGACCUCCUGAUGAGCCUCCGAAAGCAUUCAAUCAAUGGGGAAGGAAGAGAAAAUGGGCCAGAGCAUCUGAUAGAAGGCUCUGCCAGCAAGACGAGACACAGCAUCAAGACAAGUGACCAUUCGGAGAGCAGUGAUUUGGAUGAUGUUAGCACACCUAGUGGAAGCGAACUAGAGAGUACUUCCGGUUCAGAACUGGACAGUGAUCCUGAAAGUGACCGGGAUCGAGAAAGGGAUCGGGAAAAUGGAAAAGGACCAAAGAGAAGAUCCAGUAGUCCUACCACAGGGCAAAGCCCCGCCCAUGGCAGUUCCAGCAAUGGCAGUGUUGGCAAAAUCAAUGGAACUGAUGUGCCUGCACAAGGGCUUUUGUCUCCCACUUUGGAUGAGCGCACUGCUGUUUCUGGGGCCGUCAAUGAUUCCAUCAAAGCCAUUGCAUCUAUUGCAGAGAAAUACUUUGGCUCCACAGGACUGGCAGGACUACAUAAUAAGAAAGGGGACCCACUAGGAUACCCUGCCAUGUUUCCUCUCCCCUUCUUUCCUGCUUUUUCUCCCCCAGUCUAUCCCUUUCAUGAGAGGGAACAUCUUCAACCUCGAGGCCAGAAAGAAGAGCCAAAGAGCCCAUCACAAGAAAGCAAGAAACCACAAGGCAGUACUGCUGAAUCUCCUUUCGACCUCACCACCAAGCGCAAAGAGGAGUGCUUGGCGCAGACUUUCGCCACCUCAAAGCUGGAGGUACCACGUAUGCUCUCAGCCAAUCAGGACCAGCCACUGGACCUGAGUUUGGGUGGGCGGAGCAGGAGCUCACGCCAUAGAUCAGCAGAUUCGCGGAAGAACCACAUAAUUGCAGAAGACCGAGUUGAGACAAAGCCACCAAAAUCAGACUCCACCAUCCAGCAUGCAAGACCCACCCCAUUCUUUAUGGACCCGAUCUACAGCAGGGUUGAGAAGAGAAAAGCGACGGAUCCGUUCGAGGCGCUGAAAGAAAAGUAUAUGCGUCCAACACCAGGCUUUCUCUUCCACCCACAGCUUCGCAUGCCUGAUCAGAGAACCUGGAUGUCAGCGAUAGAAAACAUGGCGGAGAAGUUGGAAGCGUUCGGGCCGUUGAAGUCAGACGCCGGGGACAUCAUGCGCUCGGUUCCCUCCAUGUUCGAUUUCCGAGCUCCGGCCACGACGCUGCCCGAAGCCCUGCUGCAUAAGGGCAAGGAACGCUACACGUGCAGAUACUGCGGCAAAAUAUUCCCACGCUCAGCUAACCUCACACGGCAUCUCAGAACACACACAGGGGAGCAGCCUUAUAGGUGUAAGUAUUGCGAUCGUUCGUUCAGUAUCUCAUCAAAUCUGCAACGCCACAUCAGGAACAUCCACAACAAAGAGAAGCCCUUUAAAUGCCACCUGUGUGACCGCUGCUUUGGCCAACAGACCAACCUGGACCGGCACCUCAAGAAACAUGAGAACGGUAAUCUGUCAGGCACAGCAAUGUCGUCGCCACAGUCGGAGCUGGACAGCAGCAGCGCCAUUCUGGAUGACAAAGAGGACUCGUACUUCAACGAGAUUCGCAAUUUCAUCAGCAGCAGCGGCCAGAGCGCCGGCUCACCUCCACACUCCGACGAAGGUCUAAACAACGGCCCUUUCGAGGACGACAAACCCGUCGCCGAUCCGAGGUCACAUGACCUGGAUGAAGAGGAAGGGGAGGAGCCUGAUGUAGAGGAAGAGGAAGCCGAGCUUUGCAACACCAACAAACCUGCCAACCAAGCGGCGUCCGGCAACCUGGCCGACGACCUCGCGAGUGACAUCAACAACGACGAGCUGGACUACGACGGCGCUGGACUCCUGGACUGCAAAUCUUCACCACAGAGGUUUGACGAGGAGGACGAGGACGAAGAGCACGGCGGAGUCUCCGCGCUGGAUCACAUCCGCCACUUCGCUGCCGACGAGGCGGAACUCAGUGAUGGUGAUGUCACUGGAUUUGACUCCGCCCACCUUGCCGAGGCUGUGAAGCAGCCCCUGUUCAGGAAGUCCAAGUCGCAGGCUUAUGCCAUGAUGCUGUCUCUGGCAGAUAAGGACCCUCUCGCCCCCUCGUCCCACGCCGCCUCGGUGUGGCACACGCUCGGACGUGCCACCGAGUCCAACGCCAUCCAGUCCCUCAGUCACGUAUGAUGCCCUCCACGCUCCACGUCUGACCUCUGUGACCUCCUUACCCCAAAUACAGGCACUCGGACCGAACUGAUCACGCACAGCCCAUGCAUACUGCUGAGAAGGGUGCUUUGUUCUUCGGAAUUCACUAAUGUCAGGGUCCUUGGAGUGCACACACACACACACACACACACACACACACACACACACACACACACUACACAGUAUUCAGUAACACUAGCCAUUACAUAAUCUGGAGCAUUACACAUUAUCCAUUUAAUGAUUGUUUAAUGAUGGUGAUUUACGACAUAAGACAAAUAUCUCAAUGAUGAUGAUGAUGAUGAUGAGUCGUGCAGAUAGUAGUAAUAAAAAUAGUAUUUAUUCUGUCCAUGUUUUGCACAGCAACGGCAGCUCGUGAACAGGGGGAAAGGUUGAUUAAAGUCUAACACUAUGAUUUAACGAUAUCGCGAUAUCUUUUUUCCAUUGCGUCACUAAAGGGGCCACUGAGAGUCUUCCAUAUUAAAAAAAGAAAUAAGGCAAACUUUCAUUACACACACACACAAAGACACACACACACACUUACGAUAUUGACUGGCAUUUAAAUUAAAUGGAAUAUGUUUAUACAUUUUGCAAAAUCCAAUCAAAACAGGUCACAUGGAGGACAAUUUUCCUCUGCCAAAAUUAAAUACAUUCAUAAAGUUACACAAAAGCUGCGAGGAGAACGGUGGGUCUGAUGACUGUUGUCUGGUUCUGUCAAUAAAAGCACUGCAUCUUUAACCUUGACUCCGCCCAGUCUCUCUGCGCUGUCCAAUGACAGCUGAGACGUGUUUAAAAGAUUUUUUUUUUUCCCCUUUGGAGAGAGGUUGUAAAAAAUAAUUUUGUUUGUUUUUCUAAACAGAGAAAACCUGUAAAAAAAAAAAAAUACUGACGUUUGUAGAAGGAGCUUCUACCGUAGUGUUGUUCUUCAACAGACCGACGUUACCACUACGCAGCCUGCGUGCUAGUAGCUAGCUGUUCCAUUCACGUCUGUUUCAUUUCUAGACAAUCAUGCGGUCAUUGUUUGUUUCAUGAGGUUUUCUGGGUUUUUUGUUUUGUGUUUUAUUUUUUUUUGUCUUACAGUUUCAUUUUGUUGACGUUAUUGCUGUGUAUGUUGAAAAGUGUAUUUAUUUCCAUAGUUUGUUUACUGAAUAGCACUGCUCUUCAGCUCCCUCUUGUGGCGAAGCUGGAGAACACAAGUUAUGUCUGCGUGCCAGAUAGUAUUAAACCUUCAUCACGUCUUAUACUUCUAAUGUCUAUAAUAUAGUUAUUACUUUUAGGUUGUUGUUUUUUUUGUUUUUUUUUGGAUGACACAUUUAUUAAUUCAAGUGUAAAAUAUAUAUAAAAAAAAAUACAGAGCAUAAAAAUCAAAGAUAUUUCUUCAUAAAAAAAAAUCAACGCAUGACUGGUCUGGCUUAGAAUUGUAACAUUUUUUUCUACAGUUGUGCAAGCUUGUGUGAUGUUUGGGUCCCUAUUGAGUCGUCGUGCCAAGCAAAAAAGUAUAAAAAAAAAAUUAAAGGAAUAAAAAAGAAAGAAAAAAAAACAGACUUUAUUUGUUUGUCUGGACAUGUUGAAGGACCAGAUCUUUUUUGUUUUGUCGGUUUGUUUGUUGUCGUUGUUUAUAAUUCCAUUUUUAAAUGUAACUGGCAAGUCGAGGUACUUUUGUUCUUAUGCUUUCUACGAUGUAACUGUAAUGCAUUUCAACUGAGUAAUGUGGGAGGAGCAACUAAGAAAUAAAGGACUCCAAUGUAGACUUGUGCA
Messenger RNA from Clarias gariepinus (North African catfish), 5887 nucleotides. RefSeq names its product MDS1 and EVI1 complex locus (gene mecom). Gene Ontology annotation, cellular component: nucleus. Gene Ontology annotation, biological process: regulation of transcription by RNA polymerase II. The record is from RefSeq and is a predicted model, not a curated record. Bases 368 to 4114 code for a protein of 1248 amino acids. Gene Ontology annotation, molecular function: RNA polymerase II cis-regulatory region sequence-specific DNA binding; DNA-binding transcription activator activity, RNA polymerase II-specific; protein binding. The transcript is spliced from 17 exons. NCBI's taxonomy places the organism in Eukaryota, Metazoa, Chordata, Actinopteri, Siluriformes, Clariidae.